AUGUGCAUUUGUAGAAAUCGGCCUAGAGAAAAUCUAGGCAGUUCUACUGGCUACAUUGAGCUGGUGAAGGCAGAGCUGAAACUUAGGGCAACUUACUGUUGGUGUGAAAACUGCUUUGUACCAACCUCUGAGAUCAUUGCUAUAGAAGAAGCUGAACUGAACAAAAAACAGCGUAAUAUUGGGAAAUGGCAAAAAAUGGCAAAGCCACAUGCUUUCACAGUGUAUUAUGUGAAGAAAUCUCGAAAUCACCGCUGGCGGUGCAGGGAUGUGACGUUUUGGUGUGUUGAUGAGCACUUGUGUAAUCAAUGGAUACAGGCGCUGAAAGAAUUACUUGAAAUGCAGAAGUCUAGACCAAAGCAGUUACUUGUGUAUAUUAAUCCCUAUGGAGGAAAACGACAAGGAAAGAGGAUUUAUGAGCAGAAAGUUGCUCCACUCUUCAGUCUGGCUUCUAUCUCCACUGAUGUUGUUAUAACUGAACAUGCUAACCAUGCUAAGGACAAUUUAUUUGAAGUUAAUAUUAAUAAAUAUGAUGGUGUUGUUUGUGUUGGUGGGGACGGCAUGUUCAGUGAAGUGAUGCAUGGUCUCAUUGGAAGAAUGCAGAAGGACUCUGGCGUAGACCAAAAUAAUCCCAAAGCACCGUUAGUCCAGUGCAAUAUAAGGAUUCGCAUAAGUCCUGCUGGAUCAACAGAUUGCGUAUGCUAUUCAACUGUUGGCAUUUCUGACCCAGUAACAUCAGCUCUUCAUAUUAUUUUAGGUGACUGUCAGCCUCUGGAUGUCUCUUCUGUACAUCAUAACAACACAUUUUUGAAGUACUCUGUGUCAUUGCUGGGUUAUGGUUUUUAUGGAGAUAUAUUAAAAGAUAGUGAAAAGAAGCGGUGGAUGGGUCCAAUGAGAUAUGACUACUCAGGCUUCAAGACUUUUCUUUCUCAUCAUUGCUAUGAAGGAACAAUUUCUUUUCAACCAGCAACACAUGCACUUGGAUCUCCACGAGAUAAAGAAGGCUGCAGAGCAGGAUGUUAUAUUUGCAAGAAAAGUGAGCAGCGGCUGGCAGAACAGCAAAGGGAUCGCGGAUUAAAACAUGAAGAUGAUGCAGAAGAAUGGAAGGUUAUUAAAGGGAAAUUUUUAGCCAUCAAUGCAGUAAAUAUGAGCUGUGCCUGUCCACGAAGUCCAAAAGGUCUUUCACCAGCAGCUCAUUUGGCAGAUGGUUCAGCUGACCUCAUUUUAGUUCGUAAAUGCUCCAGAUUUGAUUUUUUACGGUAUCUUGUCAGACAUACAAACCAAGAUGAUCAGUUUGACUUCUCAUUUGUAGAUGUUCAUCGGGUGAAGAGUUUUCAAUUUACAUCAAAGCUUUCAGAAGACAAUGAAAGCAAUGUCACAGACAUAGGAAAGAAACAUUUUGGCCAGUUCUGCAGAGAUCAUCCAGCCUGUUGCUGUCAUGUUGCUAAUAGCACCUGGAAUUGUGAUGGAGAAACUCUGGACAGUUCAGCAAUUGAAGUGAGGGUUCACUGCCAGUUGAUGAAACUAUUUGCAAGAGGAAUCGAGGAAAACUGUAAAGACAAAGCUGCCUGCAGCCAGAGUGGCAUUGAACAGUUACUAUAGACAUUGUUCCUCCAAUGGGGAGAAGAAAAAAUAAAAGCUCAAGGAAAUUGAGUAAAUAUGCAUUUUAGUCAAAUUGACAAGGUUUUUUUUAAAAUAUUAGUUUGAGUUGUGUUUUUUUUUAAUGGCUUCUGUAUAAUUU
Messenger RNA from Chaetura pelagica (chimney swift), 1738 nucleotides. RefSeq names its product ceramide kinase (gene CERK). NCBI's taxonomy places the organism in Eukaryota, Metazoa, Chordata, Aves, Apodiformes, Apodidae. Gene Ontology annotation, molecular function: kinase activity. The transcript is spliced from 14 exons. The coding region runs from base 1 to 1599 and encodes 532 amino acids. The record is from RefSeq and is a predicted model, not a curated record.